AUGGACGAGUGGAAGCGCCUCGCGGCGGCGGCCAAGGGCGGCAUCACCUACCUCCGCAAUCGGCUGACGGGCAACCUGCCGGCGCAGCAGAAGAACUUUGAUUGCUCGCACAUGUACGAGGUGCUUCGCGUGGUGCAGGCCUUCGACCCGUCGUGGGCAGCGCAGCAUCUGGACGCGAACGUUGUCAAUGCGCUCGCCGUCGUCAAGCCGCUGCGCAACAUGACUGCGGCGCUGCUGGGUGAGCUUCCCGCCUACCUGGUGGCGACGGCUGGCGUCGUGAUCGACCACUCGGAAGGCAAGGAGGACCACUCGUUCACUGAGCAGGUGCUCAAGUGGUGGGCCACGAACGGCUCCAAGUUCCCGGCGUGGGCGGAGGCGGCGCAGAUCAUCUUCGCGUUCACGCCCAACUCAGCCGCGGCGGAGCGUGUGUUCUCCAUGCUCAAGUCAAUGUUCGGCGACCAACAAAUGGAGACCUUGGCAGAUAUCAUCCAGACGGCCUUAAUGCUCCGCAUCAACGAGCGCCGCGUGGGCUGA
Molecule: messenger RNA, 534 nt
Organism: Emiliania huxleyi CCMP1516
Lineage: Eukaryota; Haptophyta; Isochrysidales; Noelaerhabdaceae
Exons: 1
Coding region: 1-534 (177 amino acids)
Molecular function (GO): protein dimerization activity
Source: RefSeq, a predicted model, not a curated record